AUGCCGUGGGGCUGCUGCACUGUUCGAGAUGUGGGCCCCCCACCGAAGGCCAUCUUUGGUGACGACUUAGUGGUGCGUUCGAGCAACGUGGAUCUCAAGGUGCCGCUUGUACUGUUGACGGAAUACUUCGAGCCCAUCUUCCGCCACUACGGACCCAAAGCAGCCUUUAUCGACGCCGUGACAGGAUCGUCGAUGAGCUACCAAGAGCUGUGGGAGCAAGCGACCGCGAUGGCAUCGGCGUUCCGGCAACGAGGGCUGAGGCCCGGCGGCAAGGUCUGCUUCCACUGCUCCAACCACGUCAUGAUGUGGCCGGCCUUCUUGGGAAUCACGAGCAUCCACGGAGUGCUCGUCAUGGCCAAGGCUUCGCUCACAGUUCGAGAGCUGCUCUACCAACUAGAUGACUCGCGACCUCAGUUUGUAGUCACCGAGCAAGAGCUUGUGCCCAAGGUUGAGGAGUGCAAGGAAUCCGUGCCCAGUAUUCAGGACGUUUUCCUUUUCGGUGAAAGCGCCGACUAUACUACCCUGAGCGAGCUGCUAGAAGAGGGACGCGUUGCCGGGACGGACGAGGGCGGCGGUCGACCACCGCGAACGGACCCUCGGGACACACCAAUGAGCGUGCUCUACUCGAGCGGCACAACAGGCCUUCCCAAGGGGGUCGUCUCCUCGCACUUCAACUUCGUCAGCCAGAUCGUCCAGAGUGGGACCAACGGCGAGCAGAUUCUACACUACACAGACGUGCUCGCCCAAUGGAUGCCCUGCACGCACCUGUCGGGUGUGUUUUUCACGCUGGUAGCUCUGGCGGAAGGUGCCACUGUCGUGCUUCUCCCAGGAUUCCGUAUCGAGUUGCUUCUCGGCUCCAUCCAAAGAUAUCAGGCUACAUUCCUUCCAUUGUUGCCGACAUUUGCGGUGAUCGUGACUCAGUCGCCUCUUGUGGAGCGUACAAACGUGUCAAGCGUACGAACCCUGGGCAUCGGUGGCAGUGUCACGCCGGAUGUGGUCAUCCAGGACCUACUACGCAUAUUCAACCUUGAGACCCUCUUCCACGUGUACGGAAUGACGGAGAUGAGCGGCAUGGUCAGCGGAACACCUUUGCACCAGGUCUCGUCGGAGACCGUCGGAUAUCCGAUGCCGCUUACUGAAAUCAAGAUAUUGGACCUCGAUACCGGAAAGCCGCUCGCUGCUGACAAGGACGGCGAGAUCUUGGUUCGUGGGCCCCAGAUGAUGCUGGGAUACCUGAACAAACCGGAGGCCACCGAGAACGCUAUCGACGCGGACGGCUGGUAUCACACGGGCGAUGUGGGUCACUACGACGAUCACGGGCAGCUGUACAUCGUGGACCGCGUUAAGGAUCUGAUCAAAUGCAUGGACCAGCAGGUGGCACCCGCAGAGCUGGAGGAUCUGCUGAUGCGCCAUCCAUUCGUUCUCCAGGUAGCUGUAGCAGGCGUGCCACACCGAAAGAUGGGUGAGGCACCCAGAGCCUUCGUCGUGCUUACCGAAGAGGCACGCGCCAUGUCCGCGGAAGAUGUUGCGAAUCAACUCAGCGAAAUGGUCGCUGAAUCUUCGGCGCCCCACAAGCACCUCCAUGGGGGUGUGCAAUUUAUGGAAGAAUUGCCGAAGUCUGAAUCGGGAAAAUAUCUCCGCCGGCAGCUUAGGGAUCAGUAUUUGCAAUCCAUUUUAUGAGCAAACGUCAAAUAAACAAUUACAACCUUG
This is a messenger RNA of Rhipicephalus microplus (southern cattle tick), 1710 nucleotides long. Its product is annotated as luciferin 4-monooxygenase-like. Lineage: Eukaryota; Metazoa; Arthropoda; Arachnida; Ixodida; Ixodidae. Gene Ontology annotation, molecular function: CoA-ligase activity. The record is from RefSeq and is a predicted model, not a curated record.